AUGGCAGUGGAGAAAGAAAUCCUGGAACACCAGAAAAUCACAGCAGAACCACUCAAGAAGAACAUCUCAGAUCUUGAACGGAAAGCUCUAGCGGAACUGAAAAAGAUGACCAACGUCAUCAUCAAACCCGCAGACAAAGAUUCGGCCGUAGUGAUAAUGAAACGCGAGGACUACAUACAAGAAGCCCUCAGACAGCUUAACAACAAGGAUCACUACAGAAAAGUGGACCACUGCGUCUCGGAAGAACACGCCACCAAGAAAAGGGGUUACGAAGAGACCCUACUGGACGCCGCCAUCACUCGUGCACAGGAGCGCUCCCGGGAAGACACAUUACAGAAAAAGACACCCACAGCACCACAAGAUCGCACAGUCUUGGUAACAACAUACAGUCCACACCCCCCGCCUCUUCACACCGUCAUCACGAAAUACUGGAACCUGGUCCAACUCUCAUCAAGAACAAGGGACAUCUUUCAAGACCCACCUCUGGUUGCAUACCGCCGCAACAAGAACAUCAAGGACAUGCUGGUAAGAGCCCGAAUCCCGAAGGAGAACAGAAACCUCUUGGAAAAAUUCGUUCCUUCGGGCUCCUUCCCGUGCGGAAAGAAUGGGUGCACCAACUGCGCCUAUGUCAAAAAGGCGAACAACUUCAAAAGCCACCGCACGGGUAAGUGCUACGCCAUCAGGACUCACAUCAAUUGCCAGAGCAAGAACAUCGUCUACUUGAUCCAAUGCAAAAAAUAUGGCGUACAGUACGUGGGUGAGACCAAACAGACACUGGCCAACAGACUGAAUAGCCAUCGGUCUGCCAUCAAUACAUGUACAAAGAAGGACACCCCGGUCUCAGCCCACUUUAACCAGACACACAGCAUGGGAGACCUCGAGAUCCUCGGGAUCGAGAGGCUCUGCUACACAGGCAACGAAGAUCUCACCAGACAGCGCCGACUACAACGAGAAUCCUACUGAAUCCACCAGCUCAGAACUCUACACCCAGACGGCCUGAACCAAGAAUCCCUAGAAAUCACCAGGGUAUGAAGAGCACCAAGAACUUCGUCGUGACCGGCACCCCGAAGAACAUUUUA
Messenger RNA from Branchiostoma belcheri (Belcher's lancelet), 1079 nucleotides. RefSeq lists its product as uncharacterized. The transcript has 2 exons. The record is from RefSeq and is a predicted model, not a curated record. The coding region runs from base 1 to 963 and encodes 320 amino acids. NCBI's taxonomy places the organism in Eukaryota, Metazoa, Chordata, Leptocardii, Amphioxiformes, Branchiostomatidae.